This is a messenger RNA of Marmota flaviventris (yellow-bellied marmot), 627 nucleotides long. It is a transcript of the gene Ly6g5c, whose product is annotated as lymphocyte antigen 6 family member G5C. Gene Ontology annotation, cellular component: external side of plasma membrane. The record is from RefSeq and is a predicted model, not a curated record. Lineage: Eukaryota; Metazoa; Chordata; Mammalia; Rodentia; Sciuridae.
UUCAUGGCAGGCUUUUCAGGGAGCUUGAGUCUGGGGCCUCUGAGCCUCCACAGCAUCCCCCAAUCCCUGUACAGCAUCUUCUUAAUAGUGAUGGUCAUGAUGAGCUUGGUGUUUGGUAAGCUCGUUCCUGACAAUCCGGGACCCCCUCAACCACCUCAUCUCCCCAAAUACCUGCGUUGCUAUAGAUGUCUCUUUGAAACCAAGGAGUUGGGAUGCCUUCUGGGAUCAGACAUCUGCCUCACUCCAGUUGGCAGCAGCUGCUUCACUCUGCAUAUAAAGAACAGCAGUGGUUCUGACAUCUUGGUGAAUGACUGCCGCAGCCAGGAACAGAUGAGUGAUUGUUCAUAUACUCAUUCUUCUCCUGUGUCUGGCUUCUGGAUAUACUCUCAAUGCUGCUUCCUGGACUUCUGCAACGACCCUAAAAAUAAAGUACUCUAACAUUCAUUAGAAGCACUACCAAGAACCUUGGAGAAAACUGCCAGUUUCCUGCCACCCUUCUGAUUUCUACCUGGGUUCAGCCAGGGAAACUUACAAUUUCUUAUACUACCCCUCCCUGCCUUCCUCAAGUCACUACCCCAGACUGGACUUUUCUCCUCUUGGUUAAUUCUCCCCUACUCCCACUCUGCC